UCUUGUUUACUGUAUAUGAUCAGUAACCAGAGUUUUACGAUAAAACGGGAAAAAUGGACGAAUUAAGGUCGUUUUUCAACGACCCUCGUCCAUCGCAGUCCAACGUGGUAAAACUUAAAGGACCCUUAACUGCCGGUUUUCGAAUCACGAAAGAAGACACGCUAAAUGAGCUGAACAGACGAGAAGAUCAUCGGCAUUCAGUUAUUUUGAGCGGCACUGAUUACGCCCGUGAAGUUAAAGAACGGGAGAUCGCAGCUUAUUUGAAGAAUGAAACUGAACGUGAUCGCUGGGACAGCGUGUCCGACCGACUGGAGUCUUUGGAGCAUCUGUCCUCACUGGGAACUUCUCUGCCAAAUAUUGGAGAGCUGACGGAGGAAGCCAUGACUGAAGUGUACAGCAAGUACUCAUUCCAAAUGAAAGAAGACACCAACAAUUUAUCCAUCAACAGCUCUAAAACUGAUAUUUUAGAUCGUAUCAGAGGGUUCCCUGUUGUAAUCAUAGAAGGGCCCACAGGCUGCGGUAAGACCACACAAGUGCCGCAGUGGAUCCUGGAUGACUGCCACAAGCACCGCCGGGCUUGCAAGAUCAUAGUCACGCAGCCGAGGAGGAUCGCUGCCAUGUCCAUAGCUAAAAGAGUUGCGCAGGAGAGGGGAUGGGACGUUGGGGGGCUUGUUGGUUAUCAGGUUGGACUAGAGAACAGGACAUCUAAUGACACAAGGAUUCAUUAUGUGACAACAGGAGUAUUAUUGCAGAAAUUGGUCAAUGCCAAAACAAUGAAUGAAUACACCCACAUAAUACUGGACGAGGUCCACGAGCGUGGUCAGGACAUGGACUUCCUCUUACUGGUUGCCAAGAAACUUCUAUACACAGUGUCACCUACGGUGAAAGUGAUACUGAUGUCGGCCACAUUCCAAACGCAGAAGUUUGCUGACUACUUUAUGAUCCCCACGCCGAGGGGGCAGCACAUGGCUUCUUGUAUACAAGUGAACAAGAAAGAUCCGAUGUUCAUUGUGAAAACGUUUUACUUGGAGCAGCUGACUAAAUUUAGUUCGCUCGUCGAAGCCUGCAUGCCCAAAGCCCACGAACCAACCAUCAUCACCGAGAUGUACCAUCUUGUAGUGAAGCUGGUCAAUGCAUUCGAGCAGAUUGACGUGACAGAGGACAAGAUCACCGACCGGUCGGAGGCUGACCUGCCUUCUGUGUUGAUAUUCCUACCGGGAAUAAAUGAGAUUGAGGAGCAGUAUAACGCAUUAACAGACCUGCAAUUGAGGAAGAAAAUAUCCCCGGAAUGUCCCCGCUACAACUGGUGGGUGCUGCCGCUGCACUCCACCAUCACGGCCGACGAGCAGGUCCGCGUGUUCCAACGCGCGCCGCCCGGCCACCGCAAGAUCAUCCUCGCCACUAACAUCGCCGAGAGCUCCAUCACCGUGCCCGACAUCAAAUAUGUGAUCGACUUCUGCCUGAUGAAAAUCUUAGUAGCGGAUUCGGCGACCAACUUCUCAACUCUGAGCCUGACCUGGGCGUCUAAGAGCAACUGCGAGCAACGUGCCGGUCGCGCGGGCCGUGUGCGUGACGGCCGCGUGUACCGUCUCGUGCCCGCCAAGUUCUAUGACAAGUUCCAACAAGACAGCCCGCCGGAGAUCGUCCGCUGCCCGCUGGAGCGGCUGGUGCUGCUGGCCAAGAUGCUGGACAUGGGCCCGCCCAGCGACGUGCUCGCGCUCGCCAUGGACCCGCCCGAGAUGUCCAACAUACAGCGCACCAUGCUAGUGCUCAAGGAGAUCGGAGCCCUAAAGAAGACAGUGGACGGCGAGUGGUCGUCUUCAGACGGCGAGCUCACGUACAUGGGCCGCAUCAUGGCGCGCCUGCCGCUCGACGUCAAGGUCUCCAAGAUCAUCAUACUGGGCCACAUCUUCGGGUGUUUGGAUGACAGCAUCAUUAUGGCGGCCGCGUUGUCAGUGAAGAACGUAUGUAGCAGCCCGUUCCGCGAGCGCCUGAACGCCUACAACGCCAAACUGACGUGGGCCGAUGGCUCCACCAGCGACUGCGUUGCUUACCUGCACAUAUACAAAGUGUGGGACAGACUGCGGCAGCAGCAGUUCUUCAAGCAGAAGGGCAACAGCGAGGCGGUGUGGGCGCGGCGCUUCUACGUGCAGCUGCGGGCGCUGCGCGAGCUGAGCGACAUGGUGCGCGAGCUGCGCCACCGGCUCGGCCGCGAGGGCAUCGAGGCGGCCAAGGGCUCGCCCUGGGCGCGCAACCAUCUCGCCUUCGUGCACAAGGUGAUACUCGCGGGCGCGUUCUACCCGCAGUACUUCGUGCACGGCUCGCAGAACGAGACGCGCGAGCGAGACGCACUGCGCGAACUAAACGGACUUGACCCGCGCACCACAGUGUACUUGAAGAAUUUCCCCGAGCAUCAGCCGGGCCACAUCUACGCCGCGGCCAUCAGGAACAAGGUGCACGAGCUCAUCAAGGAGGAGCCGCGCGUCACCUUCGACAACAACAGCAGCCAAGGUGACAACUUCCCCGAGCAUCAGCCGGGCCACAUCUACGCCGCGGCCAUCAGGAACAAGGUGCACGAGCUCAUCAAGGAGGAGCCGCGCGUCACCUUCGACAACAACAGCAGGCGGCCUAGCCAAGGUGACAACUUCCCCGACCAUCAGCCGGGCCACAUCUAUGCCGCGGCCAUCAGGAACAAGGUGCACGAGCUCAUCAGGGAGGAGCCGCGCGUCACCUUCGACAACAACAGCAGGCGGCCUAGCCAAGGUGACAACUUCCCCGACCAUCAGCCGGGCCACAUCUACGCCGCGGCCAUCAGGAACAAGGCGCACGAGCUCAUCAAGGAGGAGCCGCGCGUCACCUUCGACAACAACAGCAGGCGGCCUAGCCAAGGUGGCAACUUCCCCGAGCAUCAGCCGGGCCACAUCUACGCCGCGGCCAUCAGGAACAAGGUGCACGAGCUCAUCAAGGAGGAGCCGCGCGUCACCUUCGACAACAACAGCAGGAAAGUUUUCCUGACCUUCCCGACUAGUGAAGAAACCUGUAGCCGCGGCAAACAUGCAGACGGAGACCCAACGAUCCCAGGCCAAAUAUUGCUGGCAGUGUACAAGGCUGUGAAGGCGAGACAACUGAAGAUGGACAUCAGAAUACCUCUGUUACCGUUGGAGGAAGCGAAAGCCCUCGCCGAGGAGAUGACCCAUAGCCGAUCCGCCAUACCCAAAGAGCUGCAAGUGCCGAGGCUGCCCAGCAUCGAGCAGACAUAUUUCCCCCUCAAAGUGACCCAGGUCACAAGCGUGGGCAAGUUCUGGGUGCAAUACGACGAAGAGACCGCAAUGAGCGAGUUCAACGAGAUCCAAGCAACACUCAACUGCAACAAACUCCUGAGUUACACGGACCCCGUGUCCCCAGGGGACCUGGUGGCCGCCCCGUUUUCGGACCGGAACGUGUAUCGAGCACGGGUGCAGAAGGUGCUCAAGGAUAUGGUUGAGGUGUGUUUUUAUUAUAAUAUCACCGUUUCAGGGCACAAGCAGGGGGCACAAGCAGGGGCAAGUUCUGACGAUGAGAUCGCAAUGAGCGAGCUCAGCGAGAUCCAAGCAACACUCAACUGCAACAAGCUCCUGAGUUACACGGACCCCGUGUCCCCAGGGGACGUGGUGGCCGCCCCGUUUUCGGACCGGAACGUGGCACAAGCAGGGGCAAGUUCUGACGAUGAGACCGCAAUGAGCGAGUUCAACGAGAUCCAAGCAACACUCAACUGCAACAAGCUCCUGAGUUACACGGACCCCGUGUCGCCAGGGGACCUGGUAGCCGCCCCGUUUUCGGAUCGGUGCGUGUAUCGAGCACGGGUGCAGAAGGUGCUCAAGGAUAUGGUUGAGAUCGCAUACAUCGACUUCGGCACCUUCGGGCGCAUCGCCAUCUCGAGCCUGCGCUCGCUGCCGCCCGGGCUGUGCCUGGACACGCCGCCGCUGGCCAUGCCGUGCCGGCUGGCGGAGCUGGCGCCGGCGCCGCUGCUGGACUCGCACGCGCACUGGGGUCUCCGCGCAGAAUCCAUGUUCGAUGAGUUCGUGCGCCAGCCCCGCCUCUUGGCCAAGAUAUACUCGGUGACGCACGGAGUGGUGUCGAUCGAGCUGCUGGCCAGAGGCGGCAGCGAGAGCCUCAACAAGCAGCUCGUCAACGCCAAGCUGGCCAUCGCCUGCGAGGAAAGCUACGAAUCUAAGUUGAAUCACGACCUGCGGCAGUCUGCGUGCGCGCUCACCCCCGAGCUCAACAUGGCGCAGAUCCGCGCGUACGACCGCGAGCAGAUCGAGCACGCGUUCCGCGAGCUGCGCGAGGUGGACUCGCCCGACGCCCGCCACUGCUACACCGACUGCUGCCUCAAGGGGCCCUUCAGCCCUCUGGAGGGAAUGGUCCAUAACCUGAUGUACGGCAGCCGCGAGACGCAGGUAAACAUCGAGUGGAGUUCCAUCAACUCCGUGCUACUCGACACGGAGCCCCAGCGCGCCUACGAAAGGUUGCUGAUAGCAGCUGAUGUGGGCCAGAGCGAACACAGCAACAAACUGACUCUGCGUCACACUACCCUCAUGCCCAACGUGCCGGGCCUGCCUGCCAUCAUCGCGCUCCUAUUCUGCCCCACGGCGGAGCUCCGGCGCGGCGUGUGCGGCGCGCGGUACUGCGCGGCGCUGUGCGGGCUCGGCUGCUCGCGCGGCGGCGCGCCGCUCUUCCCCGAGCACGACCUGCUCGUCAACGUCGACGCCGACCUCGACACCGAGGACGUCAGCAACAUUAACCACAUCCGUUACCUGAUGGACUACUCGAUCUACUGCCGCGAGGGGCAGGACACGCCCGCCAUCGACGACGAGGCGCGCCAGAAGGUGCCCGGGACCAUCCGCGACAUUCUCUUCAAACUAAUGGAGAAGCGGCGUAAACACCGCGAACCUGAAACCAUCCCCAACUCGUGGGAGUGGAACUCCGUGCCCGAAGACGAGCUGCUCGAGAUCGCUGCGCCCGAGCUGACGGCCUGCGCCACGGCCUACCCGCUCCACUCGCCGCAGGAGCUGCGCCCCAUACCUCGCGAGCACCUCGACCACCUCAAGCGGGAGGUCGACAAGCUGCGCCUGCUGGUCGACAGGUACUCACACACUAGGACACUGCGCCACGGCCUACCCGCUCCACUCGCCGCAGAAGCUGCGCCCCAUACCUCGCGAGCACCUCGACCACCUCAAGCGGGAGGUACUCACACACUAGGACACUGCGCCACGGCCUACCCGCUCCACUCGCCGCAGGAGCUGCGCCCCAUACCUCGCGAGCACCUCGACCACCUGAAGCGGGAGGUCGACAAGCUGCGCCUGCUGGUCGACAGGAGCUGCGCCCCAUACCUCGCGAGCACCUCGACCACCUCAAGCGGGAGGUCGACAAGCUGCGCCUGCUGGUCGACAGGUACUCACACACUAGGACACUGCGCCACGGCCUACCUGCUCCACUCGCCGCAGGAGCUGCGCCCCAUACCUCGCGAGCACCUCGACCACCUCAAGCGGGAGGUCGACAAGCUGCGCCUGCUGGUCGACAGGAGCUGCGGCCCAUACCUCGCGAGCACCUCGACCACCUCAAGCGGGAGGUCGACAAGCUGCGCCUGCUGGUCGACAGGUACUCACACACUAGGACACUGUGCCACGGCCUACCCGCUCCACUCGCCGCAGGAGCUGCGCCCCAUACCUCGCGAGCACCUCGACCACCUCAAGCGGGAGGUCGACAAGCUGCGCCUGCUGGUCGACAGAAGCUGCGCCCCAUACCUCGCGAGCACCUCGACCACCUCAAGCGGGAGGUCGAAAAGCUGCGCCUGCUGGUCGACAGGUACUCACACACUAGGACACUGCGCCACGGCCUACCCGCUCCACUCGCCGCAGGAGCUGCGCCCCAUACCUCGCGAGCACCUCGACCACCUCAAGCGGGAGGUCGACAAGCUGCGCCUGCUGGUCGACAGGAGCUGCGCCCCAUACCUCGCGAGCACCUCGACCACCUCAAGCGGGAGGUCGACAAGCUGCGCCUGCUGGUCGACAGGUACUCACACACUAGGACACUGCGCCACGGCCUACCCGCUCCACUCGCCGCAGGAGCUGCGCCCCAUACCUCGCGAGCACCUCGACCACCUCAAGCGGGAGGUCGACAAGCUGCGCCUGCUGGUCGACAGGAGCUGCGCCCCAUACCUCGCGAGCACCUCGACCACCUCAAGCGGGAGGUCGACAAGCUGCGCCUGCUGGUCGACAGGUACUCACACACUAGGACACUGCGCCACGGCCUACCCGCUCCACUCGCCGCAGGAGCUGCGCCCCAUACCUCGCGAGCACCUCGACCACCUCAAGCGGGAGGUCGACAAGCUGCGCCUGCUGGUCGACAGAUCGUCGAUCUCAACGAGCGCCGAGUUGUCCUGCCCGCUGUGCGGCACACCGCCCAUGCCCACGCACGCCAUGCGCAUACAUCUGUACUCAAACUCGCACAAGGAAAAGGAGGAGGACUUUGCUGUCUUCAACGCCUAAAGGGUCUUUAUCGAGGCGUAGACACACGGUACCAGUGGCUUCA
Molecule: messenger RNA, 6573 nt
Organism: Cydia amplana
Lineage: Eukaryota; Metazoa; Arthropoda; Insecta; Lepidoptera; Tortricidae
Gene: spn-E
Product: probable ATP-dependent RNA helicase spindle-E
Exons: 39
Coding region: 54-6530 (2158 amino acids)
Cellular component (GO): intracellular anatomical structure
Molecular function (GO): RNA binding; helicase activity; ATP binding
Source: RefSeq, a predicted model, not a curated record